Messenger RNA from Prorocentrum cordatum, 1888 nucleotides. The record is from the annotation of a GenBank genome assembly. NCBI's taxonomy places the organism in Eukaryota, Dinophyceae, Prorocentrales, Prorocentraceae.
UGGAGCGGGCGACUGCCGAUUUGGUUCUAGAUUAUCUCUUGUUGCGCGAUCCACCUGUUGUUAAAAACGCAGUUUGGAGGAGGAGGAGGAGGCUGACAUUAAGACUGUUUCGGAGAAUCUUUCUUGCCGUAUGCAGGCUUCUGAAUCGCUGGUUGAUGUAGAUAUUGGAGUGCAGGCUUCUGAAUCGCUGGUUGAUGUUGGAGUGCAGACGGUUGAUGUUGCGGACUUUCAUUGUGAAGUCGGCUGUCAGACAGAUAGUGUCGUUGGGAUGGAGGGAGGAGCUUCAGGAGUUCUUCUGGGGAAAGUGACUGUGGCGGCGGAGGAGGAGCUGGAGGCACCCUCGAGUGCGGAGUCUUCUCCGAACGUGCAGUCUGAUUCUGAUAGCCGCGCCUUGUCAGGAGCGUCCCAGGGGUGUCUGAAUCGUCCCGUCACGCUCAAUGAGGUAUCGAAGGAGUCGCGCCAGAGGACUCGAGGGAGAGAUCGUGACAAGGUCAUGGGGACAUCGACGUGCUCUCAGGCCACCAUUGCCGAUGUCAAAGCGUGGAUUGACGCUGUUGCCAGCAUCAACGAGUUGAAUGCGAUCCAGUAUUUAAAUAACGGAAUGGAUUUGUUUGAUAAGCUGGUGACAGAACGUGGGUUCCCUACAAAGAAGGCCCAACAAGAUUAUGCUCGGAAACUGUAUGAGAUGCUCCAGAAUGUGCAAGCGACGCUGGAGGAUCUUCUAAGAUUCUUCGAGGUGCACAGGUUCUUGACAGGACAAAUGAACCGCGCCGAGAUGGCCAAGUUUCUUGAGGUUUCCAAGUGCAGCGAUUACCGAAUAAUAUUCUUCGGACGCCCGAGGAGUUUCGAGAAGUUGGGAUGAAGCUAUUCGUGCGCACUUGUAUGCAACUUUCGGUUUAGAACAGCGAAGGCUGUAAUGCUUGUAUCUCACCUGUUCUUGUUUUCCUCACUUUAUCUCUCUGUUUGACCUCUCGCUGGAGCCAUGAUGGCUCUACGGCCCGCUGUGGGCCCCACUAAGCGCUUCAGGUGUGUAAAGGGCUGGAGCCCCUCAUAUUCUUCAGGUGACGUUCUUCCACGGGUUGUUUCCCCGUCUAAUUCGUUGAUUACUUCACAUGUGACGUUGAGCAUGCGCCUCUUGUCAUACGGCGGGUUGAACAUGCGUAUUUCGGACUGGUUUGAUGUGAAUAAGAGUUUGUGCUCACUCACGCCUUGCCUGUUUGGAUACGUCCGCUCCUUGCUCCGACUAGGCUGGAAAGCCUGCGCAGUCGACCGCAAAGUCCGCAAAACCAGGUUGACGGUUCACCGCCGGUUCGCAGUACUUCGUAGAGCUCUUGGCAUCGAUGAGCUAGAGAAGUUUUCUUCAUGUGUUCCGACGAUUGCUGUGCAAGAAAAGAGCUCUACGAGGUUCCCGGCGGUAACCAGAUUGGUGGCGGAGGAAGCUUUCUCGCUUGAUGCCUCUGCUUCUGUCAUGUUUUGGGAGAUGAUUGCAGCACAACGGCUCUGUAUGGCCGUGGAGCACAUUUUGGGUAGCAUCUUUCAUCCAAGCAGCUGACUCAUUUCAUCUUGCUUGGAGCUCUCCAACACCUUUACAAUUUCACAUGUUGUACUGCAUCCUUUUCCUUGUUCCUGCAUCCUAUUCCGUUGCCUAUGCCUCAGUGGCUCGGCAGUGUGAUGAUCAGAGAUGCCCUCUCUAGCUACCCUGUGCUCCGUUUGGGAGUCUUAGGGCUCAGCUGUCACAGCUGUCCGCGCCCUGACUCAAACUCAAAAAAACAGAUUGACGGUUUACCGCCAGUUCCCAGUUUUGUUCUCGAAAUUGCAGCGUUCGUUAGAGCUCAAGCAUUUUUUCCGUGAUAUUCGAUCUCACUAACGCUCGCCAUCUCAAUAUCAG